Dufourea novaeangliae is the source of this 3045-nucleotide messenger RNA. Its product is annotated as nephrin-like. The transcript is spliced from 15 exons. Gene Ontology annotation, molecular function: protein binding. Lineage: Eukaryota; Metazoa; Arthropoda; Insecta; Hymenoptera; Halictidae. The record is from RefSeq and is a predicted model, not a curated record. The coding region runs from base 1 to 2940 and encodes 979 amino acids.
AUGAUAGAUGCGGAGGCAGUGGCAGGUGGAAUUGCUCAGUUACCGUGCGACGUGGAACCGCCGGUCCCCGGAGACAAGCUACAUCUAGUUAUUUGGUACAAGGAGGAGGCAGACGCGCCGAUAUACAGUUUCGACACACGAGGACGAAGCAACCUGGAACAGGGGAAACACUGGCAGGAUAUCAGCCUCGACAAACGUGCCUUCUUCAGAUACACCGAGCACCCGGCGAAGCUCACCCUCGAGAACGUCCGUGAGAGCGACGCCGCCGUUUACAGAUGCAGGGUCGAUUUCAAGCAAUCGCCGACCAGAAACAGCAAAGUCAAUCUCACAGUGAUCAUACCGCCGGAGCAGCUUAGCAUAUUGGACGAAGACGGGAGGACUCACAUUCCCUAUUACGUGCUGGGCCCAUACAGCGAGGGCGCCUCUCUCAAUAUCACCUGUGUCGCUGCUGGUGGUCGACCACAGCCGAGAGUCACGUGGUGGCAGGAGAACGCUCUUCUGGACGACACCUACGAAACCGUCGGCACCAAGAGAGUUCGGAACGUGCUGCGAUUGGAGAAGCUGGGCCGCGAACACCUGAACACGAUCCUCACCUGUCAGGCGUCCAACAACAAUAUGGUGGCGCCUAUAUCCAGCUCCGUCACCCUGAACAUGAACCUGAAGCCGUUGUGGGUCCGAAUGCAAGGAGAGAACCGUCCAUUUAGCGCUGGCACCACGUACGAGAUAGGUUGCGAAGUCGUCGGGGCCAGACCAACGCCAAAAAUUAUCUGGUCGAAGGGGAGCACCACGCUGAGAAAUGCACGGCAUACGAUGAGCCCCGACAACAACGUCACCACCAGUAUUCUCACCUUCGUGCCCGGCAUCGAGGACGCCGGGAAGUUCCUCUCCUGCCACGGCAGCGUGCCGGAUAUCCCGGAUUCCGAGAUGGAGGAUGGAUGGAAGCUCGAUAUACACCACGAGCCGGUGGUCACGUUGGAGCUGGGCAGCAACCUGAAUCUGAGCGCGAUCCGCGAGGGCAUCGACGUCUACUUCGAGUGCAACAUCAAGUCGAACCCUUGGGUGUACAAGGUCUCCUGGCAGCACAACGGACAUCCCUUGUAUCAUAAUCCAGCGACCGGGACGAUAAUCAGCAACCAAAGCCUGGUGUUGCAAAGCGUGACCCGAAGCAGAGCUGGGAUCUACACCUGCAUCGGUAGCAAUCAGGAAGGCGACGGAGAGAGCAACCCCUUGAACCUCGACAUCAAAUUUGCUCCGGUCUGUCAUCAUGGUCAACUGAAAGUCUUCGGUGUGGCCCGACAGGAAACCACAAGGAUACCGUGCGAGCUCGAGGCAAAUCCAUCGGAAGUAUCGUUUACAUGGAAGUUUAACAACACCAUGGAGGCGGUAGACAUACCACAGGCGCACGUUACCAGCGAACGUACGCGUUCGACUGCGUCUUACACACCGAUGACGGAAUUGGACUACGGGACCCUGCUCUGUUGGGGCACCAACGAUCAGGGCACGCAAUCGGAACCCUGUGUUUACCACAUUGUGCCGGCUGGUCACCCGGACACUCCGCACAAUUGCUCUCUUCUGAACCAAACGACGGACUCGGUGUACGUGGAGUGCACGGAAGGGUUCGACGGCGGUCUGCCGCAGAAAUUCACGAUACAGGUGGACAGGGAGGCCGGGACCAGCGGUGCGCCAUCAAAACCGAACACCACCGUCUACAACCAGACCAGCAAAGUUCCGUCGUUCUCGUUGGACGGCCUUGAGCCCGGGACCAGCUACGACGUCUACGUUUACGCGAGCAACAGCAAAGGUCGUAGCGAGAGGGUCCACUUUCGUGCGACCACCCUGAAUCUGCCCGAAAGACGAACAGCAGGUGAAAGGCAGGCGCAACUUCCGCCCCCGGAGAAUUGCACGAUCAGGGAAGAGAGUCGGACAACGGUCAGGGUGAGCUGCGCGGAGAGCGAGUACAUCGACCCGCGCACUGCCACCUAUGUGCUGCAGGUCUACGACGCGGGCACCAGACGUCUGCUGGCGUCCACGACUAGCAUGACGCCUAGCAUGCUCGAGAUCACGGACCUGCCCGCGGAGAGGAGUUACUCCGGGCUGGUGCUGUCCCUGUGGAUCAUGACGGAGCACGCGAUGAGCGACACCACCGUACUCCACAGCCCGCACUAUGUACAGGAGGGUAAGACACCGGAGCAUCAACGAUACCCAGCACUGACGCCGGUGAUGCUGUCGUUGUCCGGUCCGUUGCUCGGCGCGGUGGUCGGCGCCACGGCGGGCCUGCUGCUGGUGAUCUUCGUGAUAGUGCUGGCGGUGAGAUUGCGCUAUCGACCGAGGCCGCAGGAGGACAAGGACUCUCACGACGACGGCGGUAUGGCGAACCUGGCCGCGUCCGGCACCGGCAGCUCAUCUCCACGUGAUAAAUCGUCGACCUUGCCUCUCAACUCCGACAGCAUCGAGAGCUUCGAGAAGGACCCCGAUAUAAUUCCUCACGCUAAUGAAAAUUCGUACGCGGAGCUGUGCAAGGGCACCUCGCCUCGCUACGUUCUCCACCAGCCACGAACGGACCCGAGCACUUUCACCAAUGUCAAUAACGGAUCAGAGCUAACCUACGCCGAGCUGUCGCUCCGUGGGAACCGGCGAAUACCGCCUAAUUGUUAUCAGCCGGUACAGGUGUCCAAUAUUCAGCGACCUCAACUGCUACCCAUGUCGACCCUGACGCGCAGGCAACCAAUCCAGGAACCGACGAUUUACGCGCAAGUCGCCAGUCAUUCCAAGCCAAUUUAUGUGCCGCCCCCGCAUCCCUACAUGAGCCGCGGCACCGACGAAACCACGGCAGAAACUCCAUUAAUCGGACACGACAAUAAGAUCACCACGAUCAGCCAUUCGGGCAGCUCGCUAUGGCGCACCGACACGCCGCCAUCUUCGAACGCACCGACGACAUGAUUCUAAGCAAGCUCGAUCUCGGUCGACGCAACAAUUUCGCUCUUGAACGUUUCUCGACGCACCGUUACCAAUGAAAAGAAACUGUACACGCGUAAAACAAGCGAA